Paramecium pentaurelia is the source of this 1410-nucleotide messenger RNA. NCBI's taxonomy places the organism in Eukaryota, Ciliophora, Oligohymenophorea, Peniculida, Parameciidae. The record is from the annotation of a GenBank genome assembly.
AUGGAAUUAUUUUUAAAUAAACCACCUGAAGCUCCAUAAAGAUAAUUUAUUCGUCUUUUUGUUAAUACAGGAAAUAAACAAUUCAUUGCAACAGUAGAUCGUACAUAACAGGUAGUUUAGUAAAUUAUCAAUUAGAAUUUAGAAGUUUAGAUUGCAAAUUCAUUUGUAUACACUUAGAGAGAAGAUCCUGAUAAUGAGGAAAUAUAAUAAUUCUAAGUCAAAAAUAUAAAAUAAAAUGGCUAUUUGGUUGUAAUUCCUAAACAAAUGUAAAUUGGACAUGUACUUGAUGAUCAAACCUUUAUCACUUGUGAAAUUAUAGAACCAAAAAAAAAAUCACAAGUUAAAAUUGAAUAAAAUGAAGGUUCAAAAAGAAAGAAUAAACACUAAAAGGAAUAAAAUAAAUUAAUAGAAAAUUUACCAGACAUUUCCCCACCUAGAACUUUACCAUAAUAACAAGAUGAUAAACAAGGAAAUAAAUUACCAUAAAAUAAUUAAAAUCAAAAAUAGGUAUAAUAAUAACAAAAAGAUAAAGAAUAAUUGACAAAAAAAUAAUAAAAAUAAUAAAACAAAAAUAAAUAAGAAGAAGAGAAAUCUAAGUAAUAAACAUAGAAUGUACAAGAAUAAUUAUAAAUUGAUAAUACAAAAGAAAAUAAAGAAAUUAAAAAUAAGGAAAAUUUAAUUAAUAAAGAUUAAACUAAUAAAGAUUAAAAGAAUUAAAUCUAAGAAGAAAUACAAUAACAUGAAUUAACUAUUGUAAAAGAAAAUUAACAAUUAAAUGAGGCAUAAAGUAAAAAAGAGACAAAAGAAGCCAUUAAUUAAAACAGAGAAAAAAGCAAAGAGUAAAAAGAAAAUCCAUCAAACUCUGAAGUUAUUUAGAAUUAAAAAGAAGCAAUAAAAAAAGAAAAGUAACAAAAUCCUAUUUAAUCUUCAACAUAAUAAAAACUAUAAGAAAAUUAAUAAAUAAAAGUACUACAAUAAUAAAGAUAAGAAUUAGAAGAAGAAAAUAAUUUUGGAACCAAAAAACAUCCUAAAAUUGCUUAAUCUAAUGAUGAUCAAAUUAUUAAUACACAAUAAUAAAUUUUAGAUAAACUUAAAUAAGAUAAAUAAGUAUAGAAUGUUGUAUAACAAAAAUAAAAUGAUAUAGAUAAAUAGAAAUAAACUAAAUAAAAUAAGUAAUAAUAAUAAUAAUAAUAAUAAUAACAAAAAUAAUAGUAAUAAAUAGUUUAAUAAAAAUAAAAUUAAUAAACAAAGAAAGUCAAUAAAGUUAUUAAAACAGGAUAUGAUUCUGAUGAAAAUUCUGAUGAUCAAUAAUAAUUAAAAGUUAAAGUUGUAUAAAAUUAAAAACAAAUUAAGAAAAAUGAUAAGAAAUAAAGUAUUGACUUUGAUAAUAAUUUAUUUGAAAAUUGUUGA